AAUGCAUUUGCUCACUUGAUCAAUGGUCAUCAGCACCCGUCUGAAGAAACUUCCUUCCAAACUACUCUUCUCAAGAAAUCAUCCCUUUGCGUCAUUUUCUCAAACACUUUCCGCUCGUUCCAAUUUGCCCCACUACAAAGACAACCCGGACAAGGCCAAGGACAACUGGAACACCAACCAUUCUUUUGUCCUCUCAAACCCGAUUCUUUCACUCCUUGAAAAUAAAUGCAAGUCCAUUUCUCAACUCAAGCAAAUCCAAUCCCAAAUGAUCAUCACUGGCCUCAUCUCAGAUGGGCUGGCGUCGAGUCGUUUGAUUGCAUUCUGUGCUCUCUCAGAAAUGGCUGAUCUUUCUUACUGCAAAACGUUGUUAUGCAGUUUGCAAAACCCAAAUGCAUUUUCUUAUAAUGUUUCUAUUAGAGCUUUUUCUGACGGUGAGAACCCGAUUGAAGCUUUUAUUUUAUACAAGCAAAUGUUGUGUGCUUGGAGUAAUAGUGGUUUAAGGCCUGAUAAAUAUACUUUUCCUUUAUUGUUUAAGACAUGUACUAGAUUAUCAUUCUUUUAUUUGGGUUUUGAGAUUCUUGUUCAUGUUAUUAAAUUGGGUUAUGAGAGAAACAUUUAUGUGCAUAAUGCUUUAAUUCAUUUCUUGGCGUCUUUUGGGGAGUUGGACAUUGCACGUAUGGUGUUCAAUGAAAAUUGCGUGAGGGACUUGGUUUCUUGGAAUUCUUUGAUUAAUGGGUAUGUCAAGAGCGGGAAAGCACACAAAGCUUUGAGGAUUUUUAGGGAAAUGGAGACGGAGGGAGUCAAGCCAGACGAGGUUACUAUGAUUGGAUUGGUUUUGUCGUGCGGGCAGUUGGAGGACUUAGUGCUUGGGAGAGAAUUUCAUCAGCGCAUUGAGGAGUAUGGGCUGAAUUUGACCGUGCCUCUAGGUAAUGCUCUUAUGGACAUGUAUGUGAAGUGUGGGGAACUUGAUGAAGCAAAGGCUUUGUUUGAUAGGAUGGAGAAGAAGACCGUGGUUAGUUGGACGACCAUGGUUGUGGGCUAUGCAAAGUUGGGGCUUUUGGACAUUGCUAGAAAGCUUUUUGAUGAGAUGCCUGAAAAGGAUGUUGUUCCUUGGAAUGCUUUGAUUAGUGGUUACGUCCAAAUCAAACAUUGUAAGGAGGCAUUGGCUUUGUUUAGUGAAAUGCAAGCCAAGAAUGUUAUGCCUGAUCAGGUGACCAUGGUUAGUUGUUUAUCUGCUUGCACGCAGAUCGGGGCGCUUGAUGUUGGAAUUUGGCUUCAUCGGUAUAUUGAAAGGAAUAACAUCUGUAUAAAUGUUGCUUUGGGGACUGCUUUGAUAGAUAUGUAUGCAAAAUGUGGCAACAUCAGUAAGGCACUUCAGAUUUUUAAAGAGAUGCCAGCAAGAAACUCAUUAACUUGGACAGCUAUAAUAUGUGCUUUGGCUUAUCAUGGGGAUUCCAGUGAUGCUUUAUCCCACUUCUUUGAGAUGAUUCAAAUUGGACUGGUCCCAGAUGAAGUUACAUUUCUGGGUGUCUUGUCAGCUUGUUGUCAUGGAGGUUUGGUUGAAGAAGGUCGCAAGAUUUUUGCACAGAUGAGCUCCAAGUUCAACAUUCCUCCCAAACUUAAACACUACUCUUGCAUGGUCGACCUUUUGGGUAGGGCUGGUCUACUAGAAGAGGCUGAAGAGCUUAUUAAGAGCAUGCCAAUGGAAGCUGAUGCUGUGGUGUGGGGAGCAUUAUUUUUUGCAUGUCGAAUUAAUAAAAAUGUCGAAAUGGGGGAGAAAGCUGCUAUGAAGCUUCUAGAACUGGAUCCUCAUGAUAGUGGAAUCUAUGUCCUGCUUGCAAGCAUGUACAUCGAAGCAAAUAUGUGGCAGAAGUCCAGGGAGGUUAGGAAGAUGAUGAGAGAAAGAGGUGUUGACAAGACACCUGGCUGCAGUUCAAUAGAGGUCAAAGGUGAUGUUUGGGAGUUCAUGGUCAAAGAUAAGUCACAUCCUCAGUGUGAUGAGAUCUACCAAUGUCUUAUGGAAUUAAAGAGACAGAUGGAGCUUGUCGAAUAUUCAGCUGAUGUGCCUCUCCUGGAAUAUGACCUCCUCAUUAGCUCUAAUGGCUGCUGCUAAGUCAACUGAGAAGGUGCUGUCUAGAAAGGGCGCGGUGGACCUAAAAAUGAAUAAAAUGAAAGAUUUUUGGAAGCUGUCAGUAAAGGAUUUUGGCUGACCUCAGGGAGUUCUCACGAUGGUGAUUUCAAUUAUUUAUAGCUAGCAGCAGAUUACAAUUCUUAUGCUUGGAGUUACAUCUGAAAUUGCUCGAGUAUGAUUCUGUGAUGAAUAUGACCUGAUAGCUAGCUGAAUAGGCAACUCAACUCUGAUAAUAGAUUUUUACAGCUAGUAGCAGAAUGUAAUUCAUAUCUUUGGAGUUAUGUUUGAAAUUGAUCUUUUAUGGUUUUAUGAUGAUUAUGACACGA
This is a messenger RNA of Coffea eugenioides, 2457 nucleotides long. RefSeq names its product pentatricopeptide repeat-containing protein At2g22410, mitochondrial-like. The transcript has 2 exons. Gene Ontology annotation, biological process: RNA modification. The record is from RefSeq and is a predicted model, not a curated record. Gene Ontology annotation, molecular function: protein binding; RNA binding. NCBI's taxonomy places the organism in Eukaryota, Viridiplantae, Streptophyta, Magnoliopsida, Gentianales, Rubiaceae. The coding region runs from base 23 to 2113 and encodes 696 amino acids.